CCCCCGUCUUCCACAACUAGCACCAGCUCAUGCGCUUCUGGCUCUUCCUCGACAUCUCAUGCACUUCUGGCUCUUCCCCGACACGUACACCUUCCACGGGGUCUGGUAGUGAUACUAGCGACGGGUCAACCACCGCGACACCAGAUAGUACCAGUUCAACGACCAUUCACUCAACUACUUCGACUGUAUCCACAACCACAGUGUCCACAGCGUCCUCGUCCCCCGCUGUCCCAUCGCUUUCAUCGUCACCUACACCCAAUAACAGAGCAGCUACGCACACCAACCCCAACACGGGCGCCAUCGCUGGUGGUGUCGUCGGGGGCGCCGUCUUCCUAGCUUGCGUCAUAGUAGCCGGUAUACUCUACUUCCGCCGCAAACGUCGCAUGGCGCCCUCCGCAGAGUUUAUGGACUCCGUCCAUAAAGGCGCACCCCCCAUAUUCCGUCUGCGUUCCGGCGCCGAAUACACGGCCUCCACGCCAGACCACGUCGGCUCUCUCCCUGGGACACCCAUCCCCUUUCCGUUCAUGCAGGACCCGGAUGGCCUUGCCAGAUUCCAGCGCGAGAAAGUCGUUACCUCCCCCACCGCGUCCCCCGUUUUCGGACUAUGACUAUCACCACUUUCAUUCUGUGUACGAGCCGCCGGAAGAAGGGGUAGUGUCUGGGGUGCCCAGUGCUCGGCAAGGUGUGGAGGAUUCACGUCCCCCGUUUUCGGACUAUCA
This is a messenger RNA of Serpula lacrymans var. lacrymans S7.9, 719 nucleotides long. RefSeq lists its product as uncharacterized. Bases 30 to 608 code for a protein of 192 amino acids. The transcript is spliced from 3 exons. The record is from RefSeq and is a predicted model, not a curated record. Lineage: Eukaryota; Fungi; Basidiomycota; Agaricomycetes; Boletales; Serpulaceae.